This is a messenger RNA of Impatiens glandulifera, 543 nucleotides long. Its product is annotated as mavicyanin-like. Gene Ontology annotation, molecular function: electron transfer activity. Gene Ontology annotation, cellular component: plasma membrane. Bases 1 to 543 code for a protein of 180 amino acids. The record is from RefSeq and is a predicted model, not a curated record. NCBI's taxonomy places the organism in Eukaryota, Viridiplantae, Streptophyta, Magnoliopsida, Ericales, Balsaminaceae. The transcript is spliced from 2 exons.
AUGGCUUCCAUGUCUGCCAUAAUCAUCUUCCUAUUAUCAUCAACCCUCUUUAUAGCCUCUUCUUCUCAACUAGCUCGUUCCUUCGAUUUCGAAGUCGGCGACGAAACAGGCUGGAUCGUCCCUCUACAAAACGACACCAAAUUCUACAACAAUUGGGCAUCCGAAAACAGAUUCCUAGUCCACGAUACUCUCCGUUUCAGGUACAAGAAGGACUCUGUUAUGGAUGUAACUGAAAAAGAGUACAAGAACUGCAAUUCCACCCGCCCCAUUUCAUUUUCCAACACCGGCAAUACAGUUAUCGAGCUUGGACAUUCCGGCUUGUUUUAUUUCAUCAGCGGCGCUUCCGGCCACUGCCAACGUGGGCAGAAGAUGAUAGUGAAGGUAAUGUCUGAACAGGAUGAUUCUCGAAACAAAGGCCAUUCCUCGUCUGCUUCGUCCCUGUCUACCAUUUUUCCUCUGUUCGUCAUGUCUUGUUAUGGAGGAGCCGCCAUUCUUCAGAUUGCUCUGUCUCAUUACUUUCCAAUUUCACAAGCUGCUCCAUGA